AUGCAUUUCAUCAAACUUGCCAUCAGCACUGGUAUCAUCGCAGCCGCCAGCUCUGCUGCUCAACUGAGCCAGACACAGUCUUAUGAGCAGGUCUCCAACAUGACCGUCAGUGCCAUCGUCAAUGACUUCCGCUACAAUGGCGAUGUCACUGUCCUCCGUGGCCUCAUCGACAUUGCCUUUGCUGCAUUGCAAUCCGAAGCUGCUAUGGUCGCAUCUUGCCUCCAGUCCAGCAGCACUUCCGCUGUCAGACCACCAGCUACAUCAGCUCCAACGUCCAGUUCCAUCCUCAACCCAGUCAUGCCCAACCCACCUCCACUCAGCGUUCCAGUGCCUGUACCGGCAGGUCCUCCACCAGCACCUCCAGCCAAUCAACCUGCCGCAUCACCUGCCAACGCCGUUCCACCACCUCCCCCAACAUCUCCAGCACCUCCUGCAGGCAAUACUCAAUCGUCUCCAUCACCUCCAUCACCACCAGCAGCCAACAAUGCCCAGUCACCUCCAUCGGCCUCAUCACUAUCCGGAGGCAACAACGCACAAUCUUCCGGUCCAUUGACCAACCCAGGCAGCUCUGGCUUCUUGACUUCGAUCACUCCCAACUCACGAUCAAGUAUCAAUGGAUCCAUGUCUAUCGGUCUACCCAUCAGCAGCUCCAACAUUUCUGGUCUCCUUGGCAUUGGUCCUCUCAGUCCUCUCACUUCAGCAGGAAGCAACCCUCUCGGCGGACUCGUCUCUGGCGUCGGCAGUGCUGUGACCGGAGCUCUCGGCGGCGUUGCCAGUGGUCUACCUAUACCCCUUGGUGGUGUCGUCUCAGGAGUCAACAGCGUUGCUGGCGGUCUCCUUUCAGGCGUUGGUGCCGCUGCUACUGGCGUCCUUGGUGGUGUCGCCAGUGCUCUUCCAAGUCCUCUCGGCGGUGCCGUUUCAGGUGCCGGCAAUCUUGCUGGCGGUGUCUUGUCUGGUGUUGGAGGUCUCGUUUCCAAUGUUGGUGGUGCUGCUGGUGCUCUUCCUACCGCUGUUGGUGGAGCUGUGUCGAACGUUGGCGCAGGCGUUGGUGGUGCUCUCACCGGCGUUGGAGGUGUCGUUACUGGUGUAGUCGGUGGUGUCGCUGGAGCCCUACCUACACCUCUCGGCGGCGUUGUCUCUAGUGUUGGAAACGCAGCUGGCGGUGCUGUCUCUGGUGUCGGCGCUGCUGUUUCAGGAGUCGUCGGUGGCCUUGAUGGAGCUGUUGGUGGUCUUCUCGGUGGCUUUCUUGGAGGCGGAGCCUUGCCGUCAUCCAUCACCGGCACACCCAGCCCAGUUUCUGGAGUCGUUGUCAGUGCUACCAACGGAGCCGUCGCCACCUGCACAGAUCUUGUCUGCCUUCAAGCAUCACUUCCUGGUCUUUUGGGCUUGAACCUCGCCGCUGUCCCAACUGGAGGCUCAGGAGGUUCUCUACUCAACGUCGGUGUCAAGAUUCUCGGAGGAGGCAAUGCACCUGCUGCCGCACCAGCUGUCACUACCAACAUCAACGCCAUCAUCUCCGCCGCCAGUCAGGUCUCUUUGGUCGUCGGUGCCAGCCAAUGCAGCAACCUUAUCUGUCUUCAAGCUUCCCUUCCUGGCGUGAUCAGUCUGAGCGCUGGUGCCAUUCCAACAUCUGGUGCAAACCUCGGCAACCUUCUCGGCGUUGGUCUCAAUCUCUUCGGAGGUGGCCAAGCACCUACUAUCGCCACUGUCUCUGCAGGUACAGGCUCGGCAAUUGUCGCUGCUGUCACAACUUCAGUCUCAAUCACUCCUUCAGCAGUGGCCGGACAGCCUGCACCAACUGGAUCAUGGGUUCCAGUCACCUCGUGGAUGUACAUUGCUCCCGCUCUCCUGGGUGGUCUGCGCUGA
Messenger RNA from Aureobasidium uvarum, 1866 nucleotides. The record is from the annotation of a GenBank genome assembly. NCBI's taxonomy places the organism in Eukaryota, Fungi, Ascomycota, Dothideomycetes, Dothideales, Saccotheciaceae.